Amphibalanus amphitrite is the source of this 993-nucleotide messenger RNA. Its product is annotated as zinc finger protein 628-like. Gene Ontology annotation, molecular function: DNA-binding transcription factor activity; RNA polymerase II cis-regulatory region sequence-specific DNA binding. The transcript has 9 exons. The coding region runs from base 1 to 993 and encodes 330 amino acids. NCBI's taxonomy places the organism in Eukaryota, Metazoa, Arthropoda, Thecostraca, Balanomorpha, Balanidae. Gene Ontology annotation, biological process: regulation of transcription by RNA polymerase II. The record is from RefSeq and is a predicted model, not a curated record.
AUGGCAGCACGGCAGUCGGUGGAGACGCCGGCUCAGCUGUGCCAGCCGGAGCUGCUGUCGGAGGAGGCGUCCAGCCACGACCCGCAGCUGCAGGCGGCGCUCAGCACCGUCGGAGUCACACCCCAGGGCAUGGCGAUGACGCCGUCCCAGAGGGACGCCAUGCAGCAGCAGAUGCAGAUGCUCCAGGAGUACAUGAUGCCCAUGUUGAACAACCUUAGCAUGGGACUCACCAUGCCGGCACCGGGCGUGGACGUCAUCAGCAACACCCCACAGCUGGCCAAGACGACCAUGUCGGGUCUGAGCUGUAACGUCUGCGCCAUGAUCAUGCCCGACCUGCCCACCCUGGAGCAGCACCUGCGGAUCCACGAGGAGGAGAAGCCCUACAAGUGUCUCCAGUGUGGACAGAGGUACAAGUACCAGUCGGCGUACCAGCGUCAUAUCGACAUGAACCACACGGCCCGGCUGCCCCAGGAGAAACCCUACCGCUGCGAGGUCUGCGGACAGUUCUUUAAGUACCUCAAGAGCUUCCACAAACACCGAGCCAAUCAUAGUGCCAUAGACCGUAUUCUGAACACUAGCGACGACAGCGCCACCGGUGGCAUGGCGGAGUUCCCGCGAACUAGCGUUGGGAUGGCGCCACCUCCGCCCACGGUACCUCAGCUGCAGGUACCCGGUCCAGCGGCGUCCUGUCUGACGCCAGAGACCAUGGACGCCACCUACCGGGCCCACCAGGCGGCCCCGGUACCCCAGCCACCGCCACCCCCGCCGCCGCCACCGCCACCGCCGGUGCCAGUGGUACCGAGACAGCUUAUCAGCGAUAAUAAGGGUCUGUCGCUGAAGGAGGUGGCGGAGGAGUCCAACAGCAUCACCAUCACCGCCAUCAAGACGGAGAGGCCGGACACGCCGCCAGCGGGAGGGUCCCACGAGCCCCAGGGCGCUCCGACGGACCCGGAGGGUCUGGAGCACGCCGCCGCCAUGCAGGGUGGGUACUGA